Rubroshorea leprosula is the source of this 2031-nucleotide messenger RNA. The record is from the annotation of a GenBank genome assembly. NCBI's taxonomy places the organism in Eukaryota, Viridiplantae, Streptophyta, Magnoliopsida, Malvales, Dipterocarpaceae.
AUCUCUUAAUCUUUACAAAAACAAGUUCUUGACUUUAGCAAAAACCAACUUUGCAGCACCAAGAACCCCUCUUCAAUGGGGUUUAUAUCUUUACCUAAGCCCUGCCAAUGGAAUCCAAGGGUUUAUCCCACCAUUCCCAAAAGUUCAAUCCCAUAUUCGCUCAAUCCUCUGCAUUUCUUCACUACAACCCAAGAUUCACUCCCUCCAGACCCAGUCUACGAAGCCCCAACAGCUGAACCCGAGGCCUCGAGUAAUGCAUCGGUUCAAGGAGAAGACAAGGAGAAGCUUACCGGGAGAGUUCGGCGAGGAAAGCAUCAGAACCCAGAAAAAGUAGAGGAUAUUUUCUGGAGAAUGAUUGUAAAUAGGGCAUGGACAACACGUGUUUUGCUUUGGGGUUUCUUUCUGUCAUUGAGGCUUGAGACUGCUAAUAGGUUUUAUGAUGAUAUGAAGAGUAGGGGGAUUUCACCUGACGCGGUUACUUAUAAUACAAUGAUUAAUGGGUAUUAUAGGUUUAAGAAAAUGGAGGAGGCAGAAAAGUCGUUUGUGAAGAUGAAGGCAAAGAAUAUGGAACCUACAGUGAUAAGUUAUACUAACAUGAUAAAAGGGUAUGUGGGUAUGGAGCGAGUUGAUGGUGCAUUGAGGUUGUUUGAAGAGAUGAAAUACUUUGGUAUCAAGCCUAAUGCAAAAACAUAUUCAACUUUGUUGCCAGGGCUGUGUGAUGCAGGGAAAAUGGCUGAGGCUAAUACGAUUUUGAAGGAGAUGCUGGAGAGGUAUAUUGCCCCAAAGGAUAAUUCAGUUUUCAUGAAGCUGUUGACUUCUCAAUGCAAGUAUGGUGAUCUGAAUGCGGCUGCUGAUGUGCUUAGGGCAAUGAUUAGGUCGAGUAUUAUAAUUGAAGCUUGUAUAUACGGUGUCUUGAUUGAGAACUUUUGCAAGGCUAAUGAGUUUGAUCGAGCAAUUAACUUGCUGGAUAAGCUUAUUGAAAGGCAAAUAAUCUUGAGGCCACAAGGUUCUUUGGAGAUCGAGGCUAGUGCUUUUAACCCAAUGAUUCAUUUGACCUGCAAGCACGCGAAAGAAGGAUAUCCUGAUUCUGCUUUUGAAAUUGCAAAGAUCAUGGGUAGGAGAGAAGUGCCCAGAGAUGUAGAUGCUUACAAAUUGCUCAUUGAGAGCUACCUAUGGAAGGGUGAGCCAGCUGAUGCUAAAACAGCAUUGGAUAGCAUGAUUGAAGGUGGACAUCUUCUUGAUUCGUCAGUAUUCCGAUCAGUUAUGGAGAGUUUGUUUGAAGAUGGAAGAGUCCAAACUGCACGCCAAGUUAUGAAAAGCAUGGUAGAGAAGGGUGUAAAGGAGCACAUGGACUUGGUUGCUAAGAUCUUGGAAGCUCUCUUCAUGAGAGGACAUGUAGAGGAAGCCCUUGGACAAAAUGAGCAGCUCGUGCAGAGUGGUUGCAUGCUGAAUUUUGAUAGUCUUCUAUCUGAUCUUUCUGAGAAAGGGAAGACCAUUGCUGCUGUCAAGUUAUUAGGUUUUUGUUUGGAGAGAGACUGCAUAAUAGACUUCUCGAGCUAUGAUAAGGUAUUGAAUGCUCUCUUAGGUGCAGGAAAGACCCUGAAUGCUUAUUCAAUAUUGUAUAAUAUAAUGGAGAAAGGAGAGACCACUAACUGGAGCAGUCUUGACAAUUUGGUAAGAGCCUCAUCCAGGAGGGCAACACAAAGCAAGCAGAUAUUCUCUCUAGAAUGAUGUUAGGAGUGGACACAGCAUCUGGAAGCAAGAAAGGGAAGAAGUAAACAACUAUUGUGAGCUAAGUGGUCCUUUUAUCUUUUUAGAUUUUACAACUUUUCUGGUUUUUCUCUCAACGAUCGUUAAAAUUCAUGACCAUUCUCUUUCCUGUCCCGUUGAUUUAAGAUGAGGAAUUUUGUUAAUUCCAUGGAAUCAUUGAUGCUACUGUUGAAGCAAUAUGUAUUUUCAUAGAUAUGAAUGACGGUUUCAUAGAAAUUGUAUGAAGGCUUCAUGAAUGGUUAAUAAUGCCUGUUCUUCACG